Molecule: messenger RNA, 1941 nt
Organism: Populus euphratica (Euphrates poplar)
Lineage: Eukaryota; Viridiplantae; Streptophyta; Magnoliopsida; Malpighiales; Salicaceae
Product: sugar transporter ERD6-like 5
Exons: 18
Coding region: 467-1729 (420 amino acids)
Biological process (GO): transmembrane transport; carbohydrate transport
Cellular component (GO): membrane
Molecular function (GO): sugar transmembrane transporter activity
Source: RefSeq, a predicted model, not a curated record
AUGUCAUCUUAUUAGGGAUUUUCUUUCUAUUUCUCAAGUAUUCAUCGCAUGUAUUGCCAUUUUAACGGCCGAAAUUGUUGACAGUUGUUAAGACUGAGGCCAUACAAUGGAGAUAAUUUCCCUCCAUUACAUGAUAAUUGAAUAAAUUAGAGCUACAUGGGCUCGAGUGUGGUUGCCUCUUUUAAAUUUACGCUAAAGCAAGACUCUUUUAGCAACACCAAGAGUUGAUAAACAUUAGGCACUUGGCUAUUCAUCAAAAAGAAAAACAAAAGAAAGACUUGGUUAUAUAUGGAAAUUCAUUUCCAAACAGCACAGAUUUUCCAUCGCUAAUUUCCUGUGAACACAAAAGGAGGAUCGAAGUCUGGCAACCAAAAAUCUUGACCACAUUUUAAUGAUAUUUUUCCUUUACUGUUGCACUUAUAAUUGGUUCUAUAUUCUCCCCCACAGAAAUUAGUGAAAGCUGAAGAUGAUUGGAUAUUCGUCCCCUGCUGAAUAUGGAGUCUUAGCUGAUUUGAGCCUCUCUUUGGCAGAGUACUCGGUUUUUGGCUCCAUGUUGGCUGUUGGAGGAAUAGUUGGUGCAUUGAUGAGCGGGAAGACAGCCGAUUACUUUGGCCAUAGAACUACAAUGUGGAUCAUCAAUGUCUUCUUCAUCUUAGGGUGGCUUGCAAUAGCAUUCACUAAGGUUUCUUGGUUGCUUGACCUUGGAAGACUACUGCAAGGAAUUGGAAUUGCUCUUACUUCUUAUGUGGGAAAUAUUUUUAUUGCAGAAAUAACACCCAAGAAUCUUAGAGGAGGACUUAUGACAUUCAAUCCGUGGAUGACUGGUUCUGGAGUAGCAAUUGUAUAUCUUAUUGGUUCGGUUGUAAAAUGGCGUGGACUGGCUCUAAUAGGAAGCAUUCCAUGUCUCCUACAGAUUCUUUGUCUAUUCUUCAUCCCAGAGUCCCCCAGAUGGCUGGUAAAGAAUGGUCGUGAAAAGGAGUUUGAAGGUGUUUUGCAGCGUCUUAGAGGAAAGAAAGCUGACAUUUCUCCAGAAGCAGCCGAGAUCAAAGAAUAUGCAGAAUUUAUUCAACUUCUCUCAGAGAAUAAAAUUCUGGACUUGUUUCAGAAGAAGUAUGCUCGACCAAUCAUUGUUGCAGUUGGGCUGAUGGCACUCACACAAUUUUCAGGGUUACCUGGCUAUACAUUUUACAUGACUAAUCUUUUUGUUUUGGCUGGUAUUUCAUCUAAACCUGGAUAUGUAACAUUGGCCAUCGUAAAGAUUCUGUCAACCACUAUGGCUAUAUUCUUAAUUGACAAAUUCGGAAGGCGGACGCUUUUGAUGGUUUCUGCAGCUGGGACUUGUUUGGGUUCUUUGCUUACCGGAUUCUCACUCUCGUUGCAGCAGGACCAUCACUAUUGGAUAUCUUCAUUAGCACUCAUGGGAGUGUCGGUUUAUUUCAUAUCUUUCAAUCUAGGCAUUUCAGGAAUACCAUGGAUUAUAGUGUCUGAGAUAUUCCCAGUAAAUGUGAAGGGAUCAGCUGGAAGCCUUUGCAAUUUAAUAUAUUGGUUCUCUAGUUGGGUUGUUUCUUACACCUUCAACUUUCUAUUGGAAUGGAGCUCUACAGGAACGUUCAUCAUAUUUGCAGGUGUUUCUGUGUUCGGUUUUUUAUUCACAGUAAUGCUGGUGCCGGAGACUAAAGGAAGGUCACUAGAAGAAAUACAGGCAUCAGUGACUAAUGUUUUGCAUUAAAGAAAUGCCAAGCUUUCGUUGUUUAAUGAAAAUUAUUAGAAAAUCCUACCAUCAUUUGUUGAAGUUAGGCAACAGAUGUGAUUUAUAGAUUUUAGUAUCAGCCACAUCUGUGCUGUCAUUAAUUCUUGCAUGGAUUGAGCAACAUCAUAUGAAACCAAUGAAUUUAUUUGUUUAAAGAGAAAAAGAAUAAAUAAAUUCCAAAACUUGUGACA